AUGGUGGAGGUCCAGACACCGCUUGUCCCAGCACCGUCCCCAGGGGUCCUCCCCCCACCUGAACCUGAGGAGGACUCUGAGCUUUUUAUUCUGGACCUGAGGAAUUUCCCAGAGCUGGCCAAUGCAGACAUGGGCUCACAGAACCCCAACAUCCAGAUGAUAGCAGAGCCCAGUCCUGGCGACAGUCAUCAAACUCUCCAGGAGCUCCAGCAGGAGAACCUGCUGAAGACUUUUCCCUCUGGUCCGUCUCUCCCCAGGUCCAGACACCGCUUGUCCCAGCACCGUCCCCAGGGCGUCCUCCCCCCACCUGAACCUGAGGAGGACUCUGAGCUUUUUAUUCUGGACCUGAGGAAUUUCCCAGAGCUGGCCAAUGCAGACAUGGGCUCACAGAACCCCAACAUCCAGGUGACCAUCGAGGUUGUAGGUGACACACAGACUGACACAGAGUUGGAGAUGGACCUGGUCAAGGAGGGUCAGCGCAACAACUGGUCAGUGUCAUCCUCAGAAUGGGCCAACAGCCACAAGAAGCUGUUCUGGCCACUGUUCUGGAAGUACCCAGAGCAGGUGGAGAACAGGCCGGAAAGAGCCAGUUUGGAUGAACAAUCUGAAGACUACAACUAUGACCCAGAGGAGCCCGUUUUGAGUGGAGUGGGGGGAGACUGGGGUGGUCACUGGAACAAAGACUGGGAUGCAAAAGAUAAAUACGAAUACGAGGAGUGGAGUGACUGGGCUCCCUGCAGCGUCACCUGUGGACACGGCACCCAGAAACGCACCCGGUCCUGUGCCUACGCAUGCACAGCGACCGAGUCACGCACGUGUGACCUGGAGAACUGUGCCAACGCUGCCAUUUCAGUGACCGAGCUCACACCCAUCCAGACGACCAACAGCACAGACACCAACGUAGACAGCUGUGAGAAGUGGCUAAGCUGCAAGAAUGACUUCCUCCAGAACUACCUGCACCAAGUGCUGACAGAGCUCCCCAGCUGCCCAUGCUCCUACCCCUCUGAGGCUGUUUACAGUGCACUCAACAUCCAGGAUGGCAAACUUUGCAAGACCUAUCGCUGGAGGGACGCGAGCGGACCCAAAGAGCGCCUGGACAUCUACAAACCUUCCGCCAGAUUCUGCAUCCGCUCAAUGCUGUCGUAUGACAGCACAACGUUGGCAGCACAGCACUGCUGCUACGAUGAUCAGAUGAGACUUCUAACGCGAGGGAAAGGAGCAGGAGCACCAAAUUUGAUCAGUACAGAGUUCUCACCAGAGCUGCAUUACAAAGUGGAUGUCCUGCCCUGGAUCCUGUGCAAGGGAGACUGGAGUCGGUUUCACUCAGUAAGACCGCCCAACAAUGGGCUGGACUGUGUGGAUAACCCCCCUGAACAAGCGUUUCAGAUGGAACUUAAAGAGGCCAGGGAGUACUGACUGUGUGGGGUUGUGGAGUCACAACAAGAAGGGAUGAUAACAUAGAGACAUCAAUGGUAGCUUGUCAUUCAAAUCCCCAUUUCUCUUGUUUAUCGUCUCCAAUCUGCACAAGCACAGAAAAACUGAACUACAAUGUUAAUGCAGCGUUUCUGUGGUCAUGCAGGAACUCCUGCCAGCUGAAGUACUGUGGUGCAGUUGCAAGCUUUGUUGUUGAAAUCUCAUGGCCUCCUGCAUCAACUGACACUUGGCUGGUUAUCUUUGAAUGAUGUGAAAAUAUGAAUGGAGAAACAUGUACAAUCAUUUUAUACUCAUAUGUAGACUGUCUGUUCACAGAAACUAUAAUGAAAUAACAAUGAAAAUCAGUACUGAAGUGUUGUAAAGCAUGUUCUAUUGCAGGGGUCGGAACCUUUUUGGCAUGGAGAACCAUAAAAGCCAAAUAUUUUUAAAUGUAUUUCCUUGAGAGCCAUAUAUUUAAUAAAAUUGAGUUUUAAGUACAACACGUCUCCGAGUGCUAAAAGUACUAUCAGUGUUAACCCCCCCCCCCAAUGG
Molecule: messenger RNA, 1965 nt
Organism: Cottoperca gobio
Lineage: Eukaryota; Metazoa; Chordata; Actinopteri; Perciformes; Bovichtidae
Product: isthmin-2-like
Exons: 7
Coding region: 1-1416 (471 amino acids)
Source: RefSeq, a predicted model, not a curated record